CCAGUGCCGGUCUUGUGAAAGUAGUAUUAUCAGCACUCGUCCCAUUUUAUUACAAAAUGAGAAACUUCAUUGCUGUUGUUUUGACCGUAUUUUGUGUCAUACUGCUGACGGGCGUCUGUCAAGCUCACAGUGAUGACCACGAUGACCAUGAUGGAGACAACCAUGAUCACCAUUUCAAGGAAAUUGAUGCAAUUUUGAAUCAAGCCCUAAUGCACGGGCUUCACCAAAGUCCACGGUUCCGUCGCGCCGCCGAUGAAGGGGGUCCCGCUGGUGAAAAAGGACAUGGUGGACCCGGUAACGGUCAGGGCGGAUCGGGUGGACCGGGAGGUCCGCAGGGUCAUGGACACGGUCAGGGACAAGGCCAGGGAGGUGAUUCGGGGCACGGUGGAAACCAUUAACUUUAUGCCGACAAUUUGGAUUUGAGAGUUCUGAGCCAUAGACAGAUAGAAGCACUUGGUUUGUUGCGUUUUGGAUUGCUUGGCAAAUAGUAUCAUUAUGUUUCUUAAUAAAAAAGUUAAACUGCAA
Messenger RNA from Topomyia yanbarensis, 525 nucleotides. Its product is annotated as tenecin-3-like. Bases 57 to 398 code for a protein of 113 amino acids. The transcript has 2 exons. The record is from RefSeq and is a predicted model, not a curated record. Lineage: Eukaryota; Metazoa; Arthropoda; Insecta; Diptera; Culicidae.